This is a messenger RNA of Erpetoichthys calabaricus (reedfish), 2250 nucleotides long. Its product is annotated as dickkopf-related protein 3-like. Gene Ontology annotation, molecular function: co-receptor binding; receptor antagonist activity. The transcript has 4 exons. Gene Ontology annotation, biological process: multicellular organism development; negative regulation of canonical Wnt signaling pathway. NCBI's taxonomy places the organism in Eukaryota, Metazoa, Chordata, Cladistia, Polypteriformes, Polypteridae. The record is from RefSeq and is a predicted model, not a curated record. The coding region runs from base 1546 to 2160 and encodes 204 amino acids. Gene Ontology annotation, cellular component: extracellular region.
UAUAUUACUUACUUAAAUACAGCCUUACUGUUUAUUGUCCAAGGCUGUAUUUACCAGACCAUAAUGCCUGACAGAUUAUUGUGUUAUCCUUGUGUGGGCUUAGACCACCAGCCUCACUAUAACUGAAUAUGGCAGAGACAAGCUGACUAAAUUGUUAUGACUGUGACAAGGUAGAAGAAAAAGGUAGGAAAAUAUUUCCAGAAAGAUGGCAAGAGAAAAUGUAAAAACUGGCUUAGAGAAUCGGAUAUUCAGCAAAGUGGCAAGUUGCAUGCCAUGGCUGGAGGUUCAGAAUUUUUGUGUGGGACAGAUGAUAAGAGAGACAAGCAGGGCCUCCACCACAAGGCACUUGGGGUUAAAACCAACACCAUCACCCAAACCCCCCAAAUACAGUGCAUGGGUGCAGUUACGCUGCAUUCUAUUUAUCUUGUAUGUCAGGGCUGGAAAUGAUGCCACACACAAGCUAACCACGCUCUAGUAAAACAUUUGGAAAACUAAUAUGGACGCAUCCAUGUUUUCUCCAUUGGAAUAAAUAGUAGUUGAUAAGACCACAUUACAGAGUGUUUUGUGUAUCCAAACACAGUAGCAACAUGUCCACAGAUAGACGUUGGACAGUGCUGCGUGUACAACUGAUUUAAUGAGAUGCUAAUAAACAGUAAGUACUACAGCUCUCACUAAUGUUUGCGGUGUAUGUUGCCAUUUAGGAUUGACGUCAUGACCUGAAGUCGGACAAACUGAGACUGACAAAGCAGCCCCCGAAUUUCCAAGUUGGAUACCUGACUUAAGGGGGCUUACCAGUUGAAAAUUCUAACUAGAAACUCGCACAUUUCUGACUCCUCACUUCAAAUAGAAGACAACAUAAGGUAGCAAUGCCCCCCCACUUUGGCCUAGACUCUAUUGGAUACAUUUUAAUGGCAGCUUAAUACUAGUGUGCUAAGUUUCCACUCGGCAUCUUUUACUUUUUUUUUCUAUUCUUCUUCUACUUUUUUAAAUGGAAGUUCAUUUUUUGGCCUGCACUCUGUAAAAUGCUUGAAGCUCUCAGGAAGCUAAUUACUUUUGGUGAUAAUUGCAGUUAAUGAGAGUCCAGCCCUGGGACAAGCGGUUUUGCAAAUUGCUCACAGCAGGACCUUUGUGUCCGUUUGUCUCUGGGGAUGGGAUGAGCGAAUCUUCUCUCUUUUUUUUUUUGUUUUGCUCUGCUGAGCCCAGGGUUGUGGCAGACGUUGUGUGCAUUGUCUGCGUUAUUGUGUGAGGCUGUUUGUUUAUCAGCGGACCCCAUUUAGAUAAGUCUUGAAUAGUCCUGUGCUAGCCUGUUGUGUGCUCAGUUGACCACACACUGCUCCUCAUCCUUUCCAGGAGGUGACAAGGGCUAUUAAGCUAAUCCUUUAACUACUAAUCGUCUCCUCCCUCCCAUGGGCUUGAGCAAACACUGCCAUUGAGUAGGGGUCUACAUAAAGCUGGGUUCGCUUUACUGGCACCUAGUAGCUUGUAGCUCAGAGGAUCUGCCUCACUUGACACAGCUGAAGAACAAAAAAAGAAGAAAACGUCACAAUGUGCAGCAUUUUACAAAGCCUGCGACUGGGACUUGUUGCUUUCUUGUUUUACUUUUUUCUACCCUUUGCAAGGGGUCACAUUUGGGCCUGGCUGUUGUCUAUCCCAUACAGCCCACCUGGAGAGGGACCACUAGCUCGUGAAGUGCACCCACCUUUGAACAUACGGGAUUCUCUGGUUUCAUGUGAUCAUGAUCGCAGCUGUGGGAAAGGUUUCUCCUGUGACCGGCAUUUUCGUGUCUGUGUGCCACUGAAGCAGGCUGGUCAGUACUGUCGCCGGGAUGCCCAAUGUCUCAAAGGAUUGACUUGCAUGUUUGGAAAAUGUCAUCAUAGCAUUCCAGAAGGCCAGGAAGGUGCCCGAUGCAAGCUGGAUAAGGACUGUGGAGGCUCAAUGUGCUGUGCACGCCACCACGGAGAGAUGAUAUGUAAACGUCGCUUGAUGCUUGGUGAAAGCUGCUUUGUCCCAGACGGCGGGCUGGCUUUCAGCAUUAACCAGAUAUGUCCCUGUGAAGAGGGUCUGCUGUGCCGCAAAGCAACAGACAUACCCCAGAGAGAAAAAGAAUUUGUAUAUCGCCCAGAGGUGGAGAACUGGCAAUGCCAAGCCCCUGCUGUCUGACACAGUCAUCAAACUCUAUUUAUUUUGUAAAUAUUUUGUACAUACUGUAUUUGUAACUAAUGUUAAAUAAAGAGACCUAUAGUUAUUAAA